Messenger RNA from Mycotypha africana, 1101 nucleotides. Its product is annotated as 3',5'-bisphosphate nucleotidase. The record is from RefSeq and is a predicted model, not a curated record. The transcript has 6 exons. Gene Ontology annotation, biological process: phosphatidylinositol phosphate biosynthetic process; sulfate assimilation. Gene Ontology annotation, molecular function: 3'(2'),5'-bisphosphate nucleotidase activity. Lineage: Eukaryota; Fungi; Mucoromycota; Mucoromycetes; Mucorales; Mycotyphaceae. The coding region runs from base 1 to 1101 and encodes 366 amino acids.
AUGAUCAGAAUUGUACCAUCAAGUCAUAUCCAUUUAAGAGGUACAAGACUAUUAUCUCGUCAUUUUCAGGUGUUGCUAAAAACAAGAGUUUCUCCAACCAUGACAGAUUAUUCAAAAGAGAGAAAGGUUGCCAUUGAAGCUGUUUUGUCUGCUAGCAAAGUUUGUCAAUCUGUUUUCCAACAUUUAGUUGCUAAUGAGACUUUGACCAAGAACGAUAAAUCACCAGUUACAGUUGCCGACUUUUCAGCACAAGCCAUCGUCAAUACGAAGUUAAAGCAGCACUUCCCUAACGAUCCCAUUGUGGGUGAGGAGGAUUCUAAAGACUUGAAAGGAGAAACUGGCACACCGUUGAGAGAAAAGGUUGUUUCUUUAACCAAUGGUAUUUUGGCCGAUAACGAAAAGCUUUCAGAGCAACAAAUUUUGGAUGCCAUUGAUAGAGGUAAUUAUAGUGGAGGAGCUAAAGGACGUCAUUGGACGUUGGAUCCUAUUGAUGGUACCAAAGGAUUUUUGCGUGGCGGACAAUACGCUGUUUGUCUAGCUUUGAUUGUCGACGGUAUUGUACAAUUGGGUGUGAUUGGUUGCCCUAAUUUACCUAUUGAUCAUAAGAAUCCUGAUGGUGAACGCGGGUCCUUGUUUAUAGCUGUUCGAGAACAAGGAGCUUUUCAACGUCCUUUUGAUAAAGAUACAGAAACACCUAUUCAGUUCGCUGAUAUCUCAUCAACAGAAGAGGCUACUUUUUGCGAAUCUGUUGAAGCAGCCCAUUCUUCACACUCUGAUGCUUCCAAGAUCGCCAAAGAGCUAGGUAUUACUCGCGAGCCUGUUCGUAUGGAUAGUCAGGCCAAAUAUUGCUCUUUGGCUCGUGGAGAUGCUGAUAUUUACUUGCGUUUGCCUGCCAACAUGGCUUACGUAGAGAAGAUUUGGGAUCACGCAUCUGGUAAUGUUCUUAUAACUGAAGCUGGAGGUGAAGUAACUGACAUUUACGGGCAGCCACUUGAUUUCUCUAUUGGACGUACGUUGGAGAAGAACAAAGGUGUCAUCGCAUCGAAGAAAAAUAUCCAUGCUCGAGUGUUACAAGCAGUGCAAAAGGUGUUGAGCAUCUAA